AUGGAGAUAACAAUCUUACUGUCAGCGCUCCUGAUGGCGAUGGGGGUGGGUCUCGGCGGCGGCACGCCCGUGUCCGACCUGAAGGUCAGCGGGAAAUCGAUUCAAGGCUGGAUAGCCCCGCAGAGCGACGACCACGGGCGAACCGCUGCGAGGAGGCAGACACAUAAAGAGCAAAAUGGUGACAAACGGAGGAGUUUGGACUUGGAGAGCUUCAAAAUCUACGUGACCCCAACAACCACCAAAAUGGGCCUGCCCAGAAUUGUCAAGCUCUACCCUCCCACUGCUAAACCCGCCAACAUGCACGCCAACAUGCCCAUGCGCUUUGGACGGGAAAAUGUUCCCGGGGACGACAAGUCGCAGCCCAACAUGCCACAACGGUUUGGAAGGUCCAGAGAGGAGCGCCCAAAAUGUGCUGAGUGUUUUGGAGACCAGAGGAAGUGGCCAAAGAGUCCAUACUGGAGGCUUCUAAGCAUGCUAGCUCGUGCCCAGUUUUGGAAAACAGGCUUGAGCUGGUAGGCAAAUAUAAAACCACGCGUGUUAAAAACAAAACCAACUGGUUUUUAAAAACAGCCAUCAUAAAAAUGUUCAGUAUUAUUCUGUAUGAACUAUUCUCCUAGGCCAGGGGAGCCCAAACUGAGGGCUACAGACUGACACAUCAAACAAUGUGGGGACCACUUUGGUGGUUUUCACCUUCAAAAAAACAGUACCAUUUUUUUUCCCCUCAAAAAACUGGAGAAUGCAAUGUUGGUAGAAAGUCUGUGUGAAUAUUUAAAAGUCAAAGCCCAACUGAAAUGCUAACUGAUAGCAUCCUGGCCAUAUCGCUUCAAGUAAAAGAAAAUAUGAGCAAAAUUAGAUUAAAAGCUAGUACUAUGCUAAAAGGCUAACAAUAACAUGCUUACAAUUAGCAAGAAAUACCAAAAUAGGACUCUGAGAGGUAUACGUGCUGAAUUAGCCAAAAUUUUAAAAAAUCUGCCAAUGUUAGCAUAAUAAAAUGCUAACUGCAACAUGUAGAGGUAGGGGAAACAUCUAGCAUUCUUAUGUUUGCAUGAUAAAAUGCUAACUGUAACAUGUGUCAAAUACCAAAAUAUGUGACUCUGAGGUGUAUACCUGCAAAAUUAGCUAGCAUGUUCAUUUAGUAUGCUAACGAUUGUGCCGCAGUUUGGACACCCCUGGCCUACGCUAUUCUAACAGAUGUCUGUCGUACAAAUGUAUGAAACACACAAAUGUGACUAGAAAGAUCGACUACCUAUUUUUUUCUUUUCUUUUCUGUAGGUCUGAAGAUUUUUACUUAAUGACUCGCUUGGAAGAAAUGGAGACGCAAAUAAAGACACUCCAAGCAGUUAUCUAAAUCUACACAGGACUGUAGCAUCAUGAUGAGGACAAAGUAAAUGUACAUAAAGUUGUGUUAAUUGUGACAGAAAUUGUAGCAAUGUGAAUGAAAUAUGUCAA
Nerophis ophidion (straightnose pipefish) is the source of this 1449-nucleotide messenger RNA. RefSeq names its product neuropeptide VF precursor (gene npvf). Gene Ontology annotation, biological process: negative regulation of gonadotropin secretion; neuropeptide signaling pathway. NCBI's taxonomy places the organism in Eukaryota, Metazoa, Chordata, Actinopteri, Syngnathiformes, Syngnathidae. The record is from RefSeq and is a predicted model, not a curated record. Bases 1 to 516 code for a protein of 171 amino acids. The transcript has 2 exons. Gene Ontology annotation, molecular function: signaling receptor binding.